Messenger RNA from Echinococcus granulosus, 1470 nucleotides. Its product is annotated as Nucleoporin seh1. Gene Ontology annotation, biological process: positive regulation of TORC1 signaling; cellular response to amino acid starvation. Gene Ontology annotation, molecular function: structural molecule activity; protein binding. The record is from RefSeq and is a predicted model, not a curated record. The transcript has 7 exons. NCBI's taxonomy places the organism in Eukaryota, Metazoa, Platyhelminthes, Cestoda, Cyclophyllidea, Taeniidae. The coding region runs from base 1 to 1470 and encodes 489 amino acids. Gene Ontology annotation, cellular component: nuclear pore outer ring; Seh1-associated complex.
AUGUUCGUUUCGAAAAGCGUACACAGCAACCAUGCUGACCUUAUCCAUGAUGUCGCGUAUGACUAUUACGGUCAAAGGAUGGCGACUUGCAGCAGUGAUCAAAUGAUUAAAAUCUGGGACCUUCGCGAUGACCAAGAAUGGGAGUGUACCGCUAGGUGGAGAUACCAUUUGGGUUCGGUGUGGCGUGUGUGUUGGGCGCAUCCCGAAUUCGGGCAGAUCAUCGCUACUUGCUCAUUCGACAGAACCAUUGCCAUUUGGGAGGAAAUCACUGGACAGGAGGUCGUAAAUACGGCGAGUGCGGAUGGAGAUGCGUCGGCAUCGACGCCAGCGGCAGGUGCAAAUGCUGCAGAUAGUGGCGACAAUCAACAGGCCACUGCAACGAAUCCCACCAGCACCUCUAACACCCGCGGGGGCGUGUGGAUCCGUCGGGCGCACCUGGUGGAUCCGCGCAACUCCGUCACCGGCUUGAUGUUUGCACCGCGCUUUCUCGGUCUUCAACUGGCUGCCAUUUCAACUGAUGGUGUGCUUCUGGUCUACGAAGCCCAAGAUGUUAUGAAUUUAUGUCAGUGGACCGUUCAAUGUGACUUCGCCACCAACACGACCGGCUCCUGUUUGGCCUGGUCUCAGUCACGAUUAGAUCCACCACUUAUUGCGGUGGGGAGUGCCUCGCUCCAUGAAAAUCAGCACCAGGGUGAUUUGGGAGAGUUGGGCACUUGUCACUUGGCUGUUCGGGGGUCGGAUGUCAACCCCAGACAUGGAAAAUUGAUCCUUCUCGAAUACAACGAGAGUUCUCGUCGCUGGAACCUGGUUCAGGAUAUAGUCGAUAUCAAGGACUCCGUCUACGAUGUUGCCUUUGCACCCAGCAUGGGACAGUCCUAUCAAGUUCUUGCUGUCGGCUCUGAAAUCCUCUUCAUCCUCCUCAUCAAGUUUGUCGCCGCUCCACAAGUUGCGGCAAUAUUUUUAGCGGAGAAUGGUGUCAACACACCAGGUGCUUACAAUGUCUCCGUGAUGGCCCGUUUCGAGAAUCAUGGUGGUCGUGUUUCGCGAGUCGCCUGGAAUUAUCAAGGAAACAUAUUGGCCUCCGCUGGAGACGACGGAACAGUGCGUCUCUGGUGUUCUAACUACCUGAAAGCUUGGUUCCCUCUUGCCGUCAUUUGUCCUGGUGAGAUCAGUCUGCCCACACCACCAUCGCACCUCAGCGCCACCUCGGCUAUGGCUGCAAUGGAUCGACAGUCCCAUAGCUUCUCGAGUGGCGCUACCGCUGCCGCAGCUGCUACCACCGUUGGCGCUAUUACUGCUCCUCACGUCUCCUCCUCCUCUUCGCUCUAUCCCCGCGACUCCGUCUCCACCAACAUCACUGAGCCUCCGUCCGGUGGCUUGCUUGCUGCUGCCACGUCAGACAUCUCUGUAGCGUCUAUCGCUUCUACUGGUAAGCCAACUUGGUGGAUAGAUUGUCCACUUUGUGGCUAG